AUGAUGGAGUUUGGACACUUCAUACUUGUCAUUGUGAAAUUGGACUGCCUUGUUGCUAAUGACAGCGAUUGUAACUUUGAGAAGCCGCUGGCGGCGUGUGGCUACAGCCAAGGCAGAGAAGAUGACCUUGACUGGGAGCGGGCCGAUACCAGGGAGAGGCCUUCAGCAGAUCCGUGGAUGCCCUCAGGCUCAGCCUUCGUGAUGGUGAACACGUCUGGCCGCUUCGCCGGGCAGAAGGCGCUACUGCUGACACCCCAGCUGAAGGAGAAUGACACCCACUGUGUCAUAUUCCACUACUACAUGGGAGGUCGCGACAACAGCCGCCCGGGCCAGCUCAAUGUUUACAUCAAGGAAAACAACAGUCCUCUGGGGAUGCCAGUGUGGAAUGUGUCUGGACCAGCCACUCGCACCUGGGGACAGGUGGAGCUGGCUAUCAGCACCUACUGGCCCAACUUCUACCAGAUUGUGUUUGAAGUGGUAACCUCGGGGCAGCGCGGGUUGCUCGCCAUCAAAGAUGUCGUCGUCCAGGGCCACCAGUGCAUGAACACGCCACACUUCCUGACUAUAAAAGGAGUGGAGGUCAACGCGGGACAGACGGCAUCUUUCCACUGCACUGUCAAUGGACGCAAGAGGGACAACUUCCACCUCUGGCUUCAGGGCAUCGGCGGACGGGAGGCUCCGAUGAAAGCCACCAAACCUUGGAACAACCGGCGCUUCAUCGGUACUUUCGACGUGGAGAACACAACCAAGGGCGACUCGGGCCGCUACCGCUGCAUAGUCCAUUCAGACAAAGGCGUCGGAGUGUCCAACUACGGGGAGCUCACCAUAAAACAGCCCCCAGUUCCGAUUGCCCCGCCACAGCUGACUGCGGUCGGCGCCACCUACUUGUGGAUCCAGCUCAACGCCAACUCCAUCAACGGUGACGGCCCAAUCAUCGACAGGGAGGUGGAAUACCGCACUGUGUCGGGCACUAUGUAUGACCUACAACCUGUAGACAAGACCACCCACAAGAUCGGACACCUAGACCCAGACACUGAGUAUGAGAUCAGCGUGCUGCUGACCAGACCUUUGGAAGGAGGCACUGGAGCCCCCGGACCUCCUCUUCGAGCCAGGACCAGAUGUGCUGAGCCCAUGCACGGCCCACGGAGGCUCGAAGUGGUGGACGUCCAGUCCAAGCAGGUGACGGUGCGCUGGGAGCCGCUGGGUUACAACGUCACCCGCUGCCAUAACUACAACCUGACAGUACAGUACCGCUCCAGGGUGGCCGCCAAAGAGGAGACCCGGGAGGAAGUGUGCUACGACACCCAGAGCCGUGACCCCCAGCACACCAUUCACAACCUGACCCCCUACACCAACCUCAGCGUCAAGCUGGUGCUGCGCAACCCCGAGGGAGUUAAAGAGAGCACAGAGCUGGAGGUUCAGACAGAUGAAGAUGUGCCAGGUGCUGUUCCUCUGGAGUCUAUCCAGGGCAGCGCAUAUGAGCAGAAGAUCAUCCUGAAGUGGAGAGAGCCGGCACAGACCUAUGGAAUCAUCAUUCAGUAUGAGAUUUCCUACAAGGCAGUGAGCUCCUUUGACCCUGAACAGGACCUCUCCAACCAGAGUGGGAAAGUGCUUAAGCUGGGCAAUGAGACCACCCACAUGUUCAUGGGGCUCUACCCAGGCUCUACCUACUCCUUCACCCUGCGCGCCAGCACAGCCAAGGGCUACGGUCCCCCCGUCAUCACUCAGUUCACUACCAAGAUUUCAGCUCCCUCCAUGCCAGCCUACGACCAGGAGACCUCGCUGAACCAGACUGACAGCACCGUCACCGUCCUGCUCAAGCCCGCUCAAAGCAGAGGUGCACCUGUGAGUGCAUACCAGGUGGUGGUGGAGGACGAACGUCCUCGCAGGGCAAGAGGCGCAGCGGAGAUCCUGCGCUGCUACCCGGUUCCCAUUCACUUCCAGAACGCCACCCUGCUCAACUCACCGUACUACUUCACCGCUCAGUUCCCCGCCACGGGCAUCCACUCGCCUCAGCCCUUCACUGUCGGGGACAACAAGACUUACAACGGCUACUGGAAUGCCCCUCUGCUGCCCCAGAAGAGCUACAGCAUCUACUACCAGGCUGUCAGCACAGCCAACGGGGAAACCAAAAUUGACUGUGUGCAAGUUGCCACCAAAGCCGCCAUACUCGUGACUCAGCUCACAACCCCCUACAUCCGCAUCGCACCGGCGGCUGGUGACAACCAACUAACAGGAGCAGCCACUCAUAAGCCCGAUGCUGUGGAGCCCGAGAAACAGACCGAUCACACAGUGAAGAUCGCGGGGGUCAUCGCCGGCAUCUUGCUCUUUGUCAUUAUCUUCUUAGGCGUGGUGCUCCUCAUGAAGAAGAGAAGAACCUAUCACUCCUACACUUACUACCUGAAAUUGGCAAAGAAGCGGAAAGAAACACUUAACAGCACACGCCAGGAGAUGACAGUAAUGGUCAACUCCAUGGACAAGAGCUACACGGAGCAGGGCACCAACUGUGAUGAAGCCCUCUCCUUCAUGGACACACACAACCACACCCUGAACACGCGCAGCGAGUGCGCGCUCACACUCAAUGGCCGCAGCGAGUGCACCCUGACGCUCAACGGCCGAGCAGGGUCCUCGCCCUCUUCCUUCACCGUGCCGAAGGCCAAUACUCUGAGUACUUCCAUCCCCAGCAACUCCUACUAUCCAGAUCCCUUUGUGCCAACCGCUAUCCUAGUGCCCAUUAAUGAUGAGAGCCAGAACAUGGGCAGCGACACCAGCAGCCUGGUGCAGUCCCACACCCAUUCACUGAGGAAGCGGGAGCCUGUGGACGUGCCCUACCAGACGGGUCAACUGCACCCAGCCAUCCGUGUGGCCGACCUCCUCCAGCACAUCACCCAGAUGAAGUGCGCUGAGGGCUACGGUUUCAAGGAGGAGUAUGAGAUAAAUGAGAGCUUUUUUGAAGGACAGUCUGCGCCGUGGGACUCGGCCAAGAAGGAUGAGAAUCGUAUGAAGAACCGAUAUGGGAAUAUUAUUGCAUAUGAUCACUCCCGUGUCAGGCUGCAGGCCCUGGAGGGGGAACAGAGCUCCGAUUACAUUAAUGCAAAUUACGUUGAUGGCUACCACAGGCCAAAUCACUACAUCGCCACUCAAGGCCCUAUGCAGGAGACGGUCUUUGACUUCUGGAGGAUGGUUUGGCAGGAGAACACAGCAGCCAUCGUCAUGGUGACCAACCUGGUGGAAGUGGGCAGGGUGAAGUGCUGUAAGUACUGGCCUGACGACACAGAGAUCUACAGAGACAUCAAGGUGACGCUGAUAGAGACCCAGCUGCUAUCGGAGUAUGUCAUCCGGACCUUUGCCGUAGAGAAGAGAGGGGCGCAUGAGAUACGGGAGAUCCGACAGUUCCACUUCACAGGCUGGCCAGACCACGGCGUGCCCUACCAUGCCACAGGCCUGCUGGGCUUUAUUAGGAGAGUCAAAUCCAAAACCCUGACCAAUGCCGGGCCCAUGGUGGUGCACUGCAGUGCGGGGGCAGGACGAACAGGCUGCUUCAUUGUGAUUGACAUCAUGCUGGACAUGGCGGAGAGAGAAGGCGUGGUGGACAUUUACAACUGUGUGAGAGAGCUCCGCUCACGGAGGGUCAACAUGGUUCAGACAGAGGAGCAGUAUGUCUUCAUCCAUGACGCCAUUUUGGAGGCAUGUCUCUGUGGGGACACCACCAUUCCAGCCAGUCAGCUGCGCUCCGUCUACUACGACAUGAACCGGCUGGACCCCCAGACCAACUCCAGCCCCAUUAAAGAGGAGUUCAGGACUCUGAACAUGGUGACUCCCACGCUGCGGGUGGAGGACUGCAGCAUCGCCCUGCUGCCCAGGAACCACGAGAAGAACCGCUGCAUGGACGUCCUGCCGCCCGACCGCUGCCUCCCCUUCCUCAUCACCAUAGACGGAGAGAGCUCCAACUACAUCAACGCUGCCCUCAUGGACAGUUAUAAGCAGCCUUCUGCAUUCAUUGUGACCCAGCACCCAUUGCCAAAUACAGUGAAGGACUUCUGGAGGCUGGUGUUGGACUAUCACUGUACAUCCAUAGUCAUGCUCAACGAUGUGGACCCAGCCCAGUUGUGCCCACAGUACUGGCCAGAGAAUGGCGUUCACCGCCAUGGACCCAUACAGGUGGAGUUUGUCUCAGCCGACCUGGAGGAAGACAUCAUCAGCAGAAUAUUCCGCAUCUACAACGCAGCACGGCCUCAAGACGGCUACCGGAUGGUGCAGCAGUUCCAGUUUCUCGGCUGGCCCAUGUACAGAGACACGCCCAUGUCUAAGCGCUCUUUCCUUAAGCUCAUCCGACAGGUGGACAAGUGGCAGGAGGAGUACGACGGCGGAGAGGGACGCACCGUGGUCCACUGCCUAAACGGAGGGGGCCGCAGUGGGACGUUUUGUGCCAUCAGCAUCGUGUGUGAGAUGCUCCAGCACCAGCGCUCCGUGGACGUCUUCCACGCUGUCAAGACACUGAGGAACAACAAACCUAACAUGGUGGACCUGCUGGACCAGUACAAGUUUUGUUACGAAGUGGCACUGGAGUACUUGAACUCUGGGUAA
Lampris incognitus (smalleye Pacific opah) is the source of this 4587-nucleotide messenger RNA. RefSeq names its product receptor-type tyrosine-protein phosphatase mu-like. The coding region runs from base 1 to 4587 and encodes 1528 amino acids. Gene Ontology annotation, cellular component: membrane. The record is from RefSeq and is a predicted model, not a curated record. Gene Ontology annotation, biological process: protein dephosphorylation. Gene Ontology annotation, molecular function: protein binding; protein tyrosine phosphatase activity. Lineage: Eukaryota; Metazoa; Chordata; Actinopteri; Lampriformes; Lampridae. The transcript has 36 exons.